AUGGCGCCCGGCCUGCGCAGCCCGCCAGGCUGCGGGCGGCGGGCAGGGGUCGCGCUGCCGCCCGGCGGGGUCUCCGCGGGAGGUGAUGAGAGCCUCCAGAUCUUGGUGGGGUCAGAUGGGGACAACUUGCCCCUGAUGGAAAUGGGUACUUGUAAGCUUGAGGCCUCUCAUCGGUGGGACUGUGUCCUGGUGGCUGAUCUCCAGACCCAGAAAAUCCAGAAGCAGGUUCAUAGGCAACAGCAGUUCCUGGAGAAGCUCGAGAGCAAAGGCUUUCAGUUCAAGGUGAUAAAAGACCGGAAGAAGGUGUUCUUUGGGAUCCGAGCUGACAGUGGGAUCUUUGACCUGUACCGGACUCUUCUCAUGAAGCCUGAAGAUCCUGGCCCCAGAGCCAAACUUAACAAUAUGAACUGCAUCCCAGCUACCACAAGAAUCCGAAUUGUGAGCUUUGUCGUGAACAACAAGAUGAAACCUGGUGAGACCUUCGAGGACCUGGUGAAGGAUGGGGUUUUUGAGACCAUGUUUCCUCUGCACGAGGGAGAAAAAGACUUGAAGAAAAAAUGGGCCCGAUGGAGAAACAUGUUCCGGAAACAGCCGAUUGAUGAUAUUAGGAACUACUUUGGCGAGAAGGUGGCUCUGUAUUUCGCCUGGCUUGGCUGGUACACCUACAUGCUCGUGCCUGCUGCUUUGGUGGGCCUCAUCAUCUUCCUGAGCGGCUUUGCCCUGUUUGAUUCCAGCCAGAUCAGCAAAGAAAUCUGUGCGGCCAAGGACAUCUUCAUGUGCCCCCUUGGCGACCACAGUCGCAGAUACCAGCCGCUCUCAGAAAUGUGCACUUUUGCGAAGCUCACUCAUCUCUUCGACAACGAGGGUACUGUGAUGUUUGCCAUCUUCAUGGCUCUGUGGGCCACGGUGUUUCUGGAGAUCUGGAAGCGGCAGCGUGCCCGCGUGGUCCUGCACUGGGACUUGUACGGAUGGGAUGAGGAAGAGGAAGAGAUGGCCCUUGAGCUCAUUAACUAUCCGGACUACAAGCUGAGAACACAUCAUCAUUCCUACCUGAACAGCACUAUCAUUCUGAUCCUGUCCGUGUUCAUGAUCUGUUUCAUGAUUGGCAUGGCCCAUGUGCUGGUUGUCUACCGUGUGCUGGCCGCUGCUCUCUUCAGCAGCUUCCUGGAGCAGCAGGUGACCACUGUCGUGGUGGUGACCGGGGCCGUGGUACACUACGUAAUCAUAGUCAUCAUGACUAAGGUCAACAAAUGGGUAGCCCAGAAGCUUUGUAACUUUGAGGAUCCCAGGACCUUUUCAGAGCGAGAGAGCAAGUUCACCGUCAAGUUUUUCACUCUGCAGUUUUUCGCCCACUUCUCCUCUCUCAUCUACAUUGCCUUCAUCCUGGGCAGGAUCAAUGGUCACCCUGGGAAGUCCACGCGCCUGGCUGGGCUGUGGAAGCUAGAGGAGUGCCAUCUCAGUGGCUGCAUGACGGACCUGUUCAUCCAGAUGGCCAUCAUCAUGGGACUCAAGCAAACCCUGAGCAACUGCAUCGAGUAUCUGCGCCCGUGGUUGGCCCUGAAAUGCCGCUUAAUGCGGGCUCAUGAACAUGGUCGUGAGUCCAGGGACCCAGAUCUGGAGGAGUGGCAGCAUAACUACCGCAUGAAUCCAGUCAACACCUUCAGCCUGUUUGACGAAUUCAUGGAGAUGAUGAUCCAGUACGGCUUCACCACCAUCUUUGUGGCUGCCUUCCCCCUGGCACCGCUUUUGGCACUCUUCAGCAACCUUGUGGAGAUCCGCCUGGACGCCAUCAAGAUGGUCAGACUACAGCGGCGCCUGGUUCCUCGAAAGGCUAAGGACAUAGGGACCUGGCUGCAGGUACUGGAGACCAUUGGAGUGCUGGCAGUCAUUGCCAACGGGAUGGUCAUCGCCUUCACCUCUGAGUUCAUUCCCAGAGUGGUCUACAAGUACCGCUAUGGCCCGUGCCGGCAGAACAGGAACUUCACAGAAGACUGCCUCAAGGGCUAUGUCAACCACAGCUUGUCUGUCUUCUACACCAAGGAUUUCCAGGACCACGGCCGGAUGGAAGGCCAAGAAAAUGUGACCACAUGCAGGUACCGGGACUACCGAAACGAACGUGACUACAAUUUCUCUGAGCAAUUCUGGUUCAUUCUGGCCAUCCGGCUGGCCUUCGUCAUCCUCUUUGAGCAUGUCGCCUUGUGUAUCAAGCUCAUCGCUGCAUGGUUUGUGCCCGAUGUGCCCCAGUCGGUGAAGAACAAGGUUCUGGAGGAGAAGUACCGGAUACUUCGGGAGAAAAUGUGCUUCAGUUCUAGGAGCACAGACGUAUAGACAAUCCGGGGCAGGUGGAGAAAUGCUGAUUUCCAGGAGCCUGGACUAGGAAGGAAGGAGUCCCCAUCUCUACAGCUUGGCCCUGUCUAUGA
Molecule: messenger RNA, 2420 nt
Organism: Peromyscus californicus insignis
Lineage: Eukaryota; Metazoa; Chordata; Mammalia; Rodentia; Cricetidae
Gene: Ano9
Product: anoctamin 9
Exons: 24
Coding region: 1-2328 (775 amino acids)
Biological process (GO): chloride transmembrane transport
Cellular component (GO): plasma membrane
Molecular function (GO): chloride channel activity
Source: RefSeq, a predicted model, not a curated record